Triticum urartu is the source of this 3304-nucleotide messenger RNA. RefSeq names its product DNA topoisomerase 2-like. Lineage: Eukaryota; Viridiplantae; Streptophyta; Magnoliopsida; Poales; Poaceae. Gene Ontology annotation, molecular function: ATP binding; DNA binding; DNA topoisomerase type II (double strand cut, ATP-hydrolyzing) activity. The record is from RefSeq and is a predicted model, not a curated record. Gene Ontology annotation, cellular component: nucleus. Gene Ontology annotation, biological process: sister chromatid segregation; proton motive force-driven ATP synthesis; resolution of meiotic recombination intermediates.
GGCAGUGGCAGUGGGAGCGUAAUUUCAGCUCCCCCAAGUUCCCCACCCCCCUUGCUUUCCCAGUGGCAGGCAGUGGGAGCUCCCCCGAGUUCCCCAUCCGCUCCGAUCCACACACAAACCCUAGCCAUGGCCACCGUUCCACGAUCGGAGAUGCUGCGCGCCCUCGUCCUGGAGCUGCCCGAGCGAUUUCUGGGCUCGGUCGCGAGGCAAACCCGUACGCUGUGGGUGUACGAGGACGGAGCGAUGGUGCGCCGCGCCGUCUCCUACAGCCCGGCGCUGUACCAGCUCUUGGACGGCGCGCUCCUCACCGCCGCGAGGAGGAACCGCGACCACACCGUCGGCUCCACGCUCAAAGUGGACAUAGAUGUCCAGGCCUGCCGCAUCUCGAUGCACACCACCGCAGGCGGGCCACCAGUCAGCCUCGACGAGGAGGAGGAAGGCGUGUACAUUCCGGAGCUCAUCUACGGGCGCAUCACCAACGUCGACGACCCCGAUGACCUCGCCCCGAAGCUCCCCAACUUGUUCUCCACCGAGUUCGUCAUCGAGAUCGCCGACGGGCGCCUGCGACAGAAAUCCUACAAGCAGGCCUUCUAUGACAACAUGGGCAAGAGGUCCAAACCGACGACUCGCAAGUGCGCCAAGUCAGCCAACUGGACUAGAGUUACCUUCAAGCCCGACCUCCCCAAAUUCAACAUGACCGAGCUCGAUGCCGACAUUGUCGCACUGAUGAAGAGGCGAGUACUUGAUAUGGCGGGCACACUUGGCAAAAAGGUCACUGUCGAAUUGAAUGGCGAGAAGGUGCCAGUGAGAAGCUUCUCUGAUUACGUGCAACUGUAUAUUGAUUCUGCUUCCAAAGAAGGAAUUGAGCUACCAAGAUUAUAUAAGAAAGUUAACGACUGCUGGGAGGUGUGCGUCACUCUAAGUGAAGGCCAGUUCCAGCAGGUCAGUUUUGUGAAUGGGAUUGCGACCAUACGAGGUGGAACUCAUGUCAACCACGUCACAGACCAAAUUACCAGUCAUCUGAUGCGCGUUGUGAACAAGAAGAAGCACAUCCACAUUGGACCACAUACAGUAAAAGACCGCCUAUGGAUAUUUGUUAAUGCGCUCAUUGACAACCCUGCAUUUGAUUCACUGACCAAAGAGGCAUUGACCUUUGGGCCCGAGUGCCACCUCCCCCAAGAGUUCCUCAAGACAGUGUCUAAAUUGAUCAUGGGGAGCAAUCUCCUCUCUUGCGCCGAGUCCGAACCAAACACUGAGGUACACAGGACUGACGGAAGCAAGGGGACAGGUCCUCUUCGCAUCCCUAAGCUGGAGGAUGCAAAUGAUGCUGGUGGGAGUGAAUCUGAACAGUGCACCUUGAUCCUUACUGAAGGAGAGUCAGCAAAGGCUCUAGCGAUGGCUGGUCUAUCCGUAGUUGGAAGGGACAAAUACGGCGUGUUCCCUCUGCGGCAGUGUACUAUGUUAAAUGCGAGAGGAGCAACCAGCACACAGCUGAGGCAGAGCCGAGAGCUACAGAGUCUAAUGGAAAUAAUAGGUCUGCAACUAGACAAGGAUUAUGAUAGCCCGAAAGACCUGCGAUAUGGUCAUUUGAUGAUUAUGACAAACCAGGACUGUGAUGGGUACCACGAAAAAGGCUUGCUUAUCAAUUUUAUCCACUCUCAGUGGCCAUCUCUGCUAAAGGCUCCUUCCUUCUUGUCUGAGUUCAUCACUCCAAUGGUCAAGGCAACAAAUAUCAGGAGCGAAGCUGUCAAGUCAUUUUCAAUGCCAGACUACGAAACAUGGAAGAAGAACUUGGGAGGAAAUGCAAGUGCAUGGAGUGUCAAAUACUACAAGGGGCUGGGAACCAGCACAGCUCAAGAAUGUCGGGAUUACUUUGAAGAUAUUGCGCAUCACAAGAAGGAUUUUUACUGGGCAGAUGAAAAAGAUGAUGAAGCUAUUGAAUUGGCAUUCGACAAGGGCAAGACCGGUGAGCGUAAGGAUUGGCUGUACAACUACCAGCCUGGAACUUGCCUUGACCGACAUCAGAAAAGCAUCACGUACAGUGAUUUUAUUCACAAAGAGCUGAUACUCUUUUCGAUGGCGGACAUUGAACGGUCAAUACCUUCAGUCGUUGACGGCUUUAAACGAGGACAGAGGAAGGUUAUGUUUUGCUCAUUCAAGAGGCAUUUGGUUAAAGAAAUAAAGGUGUCACAGUUUGUUGGUUUCGUGUCAGAACACUCAGCGUACCAGUAUGGUGAGACCAGUGUCGCACAUACAAUCAUAGGAAUGGCUCAGGAUUUUGUUGGCAGCAAUAAUAUUAGUCUCCUGGAGCCUCGUGGCCAGUUUGGCACCCGAAAUUCGGGCGGCAAGGAUGCUGCUACUCCUAAGUACAUCUGCACUAUGUUGCCGCGUAUCGCCCGCUUAAUUUUUCCAAAGGAUGAUGAUGUUCUUCUGAACUAUUUGCAUGAGGAGGGGGUGUCAAUUGAACCCAGCUGGUAUAUGCCGAUCAUUCCCAUGGUUCUAGUUAAUGGAGCUGAAGGCAUUGGCACUGGAUGGAGCACGUUUGUUCCAAAUUAUAAUCCAAGAGACAUUAUUUCUAAUCUGAAAAGGCUCCUUAAAAAGGAGAAUCUUGUACCCAUGGAUCCCUGGUACAAGGGGUUCAAGGGCUCCGUGAAAAAGAGAUCUUCAGAGGAAUCUGGAUCCGCAUAUACCGUGACAGGUGUUAUAGAGCAGGUUUCUGACACCAAGCUUAGGAUCACUGAGCUUCCCAUCCACCGAUGGACAUAUGAUUAUAAAGACUUCCUUGUAUCCAGUUGUCUGAACAUUCAAAAGGAAAAGAGCAAGCACAAGAACAAGGAACCACCGUUUCUCGAGGAUUUUAAAUCAUAUUGUGACCAUGAAACUGUGAACUUUGAAGUCCUCCUGAGUGAGCAAGAGAUGAAUAAUGCUAAGCAAGAAGGCCUUGAGAAAAAAUUCAAGCUGACAGACGUAAUAGGAACCACAAACAUGCACCUGUUUGACCCAGAGGGUAAAAUCCGAAAGUACGACACUCCGGAGGACAUUCUUGAAGAGUUCUUCGGUUUGAGGCUGGAAUUCUAUGCUAGAAGAAAGCAAGUAAUGCUGGAAGUGCUUGAGAAAGAGCUGCGGAAGCUUGAGAACAGAGUUAGGUUCAUUAUGGCUCUUCUUGCUGGGGAUAUCAUAGUGAAUCACAGUAUGUUGGCUGACCUAUUGCUUGUACUGGGGCAACAAAGAUAUGAUCCUUUCCCAAAGAAGGCCAGAGAAGAGCCAAUCGCUGUAGGAGAUACAGAAAGAAAUGAUGUGAGUC